Molecule: messenger RNA, 2952 nt
Organism: Cladophialophora yegresii CBS 114405
Lineage: Eukaryota; Fungi; Ascomycota; Eurotiomycetes; Chaetothyriales; Herpotrichiellaceae
Exons: 2
Coding region: 1-2952 (983 amino acids)
Biological process (GO): intracellular protein transport; endoplasmic reticulum to Golgi vesicle-mediated transport; COPII-coated vesicle cargo loading
Cellular component (GO): endoplasmic reticulum exit site; COPII vesicle coat
Molecular function (GO): zinc ion binding; SNARE binding
Source: RefSeq, a predicted model, not a curated record
AUGGCCGACUACGGCUCACACUAUGGCGCUAGUACCGGCCAGCCGCCUCAUAUGAAACCAGAUCCUCGAGCGCAACAAUAUCCCCCGGGCUCGCAACCGGGCUACCAGCAGUAUGGCGCCGAUCCUAACGCUCCACAGGUGUAUGCCAACAUGCAACAGGCGCCUUACCCGGGACCGGGUCCCACGCAGAUUCCGCAGCAGCAUGACGCCAUGAACGGGCUGGCUGCCCAGCUGGGUGGUCUCGACGUGUCAGCGGCACCUGUACGGUCGCACAGAAAGAAGGAAAGGCAUGCAUAUCACGAAAUAGCUCCGGCUCCCGGUAUGGGGUCAGGAGCUCCGGCUCCACCCGCCAGCAGUGUUGGGAGCUCACAGUUUCUGAACAAUGCACCAACUGCAGGGCCAGGAGGAGGUGUGCCAGCUCAACCGGGGGACAAUGCCUUCCUCAAUCCCACGGACAAGCUAAGGAUGGGUGAAGAGGCUGUUGCGGCUCAGGGCAGGGUCAACCCGGAACAAAUACCAAGCGUAGCUAGGGCAAGAGAUGUGGCCACACAGUUCUACCAGCACAAUGUCUACCCGACGAUGGAGAAGCAUCUUCCCCCUGCUGCGGCUAUACCCUUUGUUGCCCACGAUCAGGGCAACUCGUCCCCGAAGUUUGCAAGGCUGACGGUUAACAAUAUCCCUGCUACGUCCGAAGCCCUGGCCUCGACCGGGCUUCCCCUGGGUCUGGUGUUACAACCUUUUGCCGCUCUUCAAGAAGGAGAGCAACCCGUACCCGUGCUCGAUUUCGGUGAAGGGGGGCCUCCUCGGUGUCGGAGGUGCCGGACAUAUAUCAACCCAUUUAUGACAUUCAGAGCUGGCGGCAAUAAAUUGGUGUGCAAUAUGUGCAACUUCCCCAACGAUGUCCCGCCAGAAUACUUUGCGCCCACAGACGUGGCCGGAGUUAGAGUCGAUCGACUACAACGGCCAGAACUGAUGAUGGGCACGGUCGAGUUCACAGUUCCGAAAGAGUAUCAGACUAAGGAGCCUGUACCGAUGCGGUGGCUGUUUAUGAUCGAUAUCACCCAAGAGGCCAUUAAUCGAGGAUUUCUUGAGUCGGUCUGCAAAGGAGUUCUGGAUACCCUGUACGAAGGUGACGGCGAAGAGAUCCCAGAAGGGGAUACCGAGACACGCAGGCUUCCGGCCGGCGCCAGAGUCGCUAUCGUCACCUAUGACAAGGAGAUACAAUUUUACAAUCUCACAGCUGGCUUGGACACCGCACAGAUGAUGGUUGUCACUGAUCUGGAAGACCCCUUUGUUCCUUUGGCAGGCGGUCUCUUUGUUGAUCCACAAGAAUCGAAGACUGUCAUUAUGGCACUUCUGAAAUCAAUCCCCACCAUGUUUUCCCUCGUCAAGAAUCCAGAGCCGGCUCUGUUACCCGCCUUGAACGCGGGGUUGGCUGCGUUAUCUGCCACUGGCGGUAAGAUAGUAUGCUCAUUGUCGACCUUGCCGACCUGGGGUUCAGGAAGGCUCCACCUGAGAGAUGACGGUAAAGGCCGAGACACGGAUGCAGAGAGGAAGCUUUUCACGACCGAAAACCCAGGCUACAAGAAGACAGCUGCCGCAAUGGUGACUGCAGGUAUCGGAGUGGACUUCUUCCUUGCCUCAGCCGGCGGAGGGUAUAUGGACAUUGCCACCCUCGGUCAUGUGUCACGACUGACGGGCGGUGAGAUGUUCUUCUAUCCCAACUUUGUGGCACCUCGUGACGCCCUCAAAUUACAGCUCGAAAUUAAACAUUCCUUGACAAGGGAAACCGGUUACCAGGCGCUGAUGAAGGUGCGCUGCUCGACGGGCUUGCAAGUGACUGCCUACUACGGUUCAUUCUUGCAACAUACCUUCGGAGCAGAUCUCGAAAUUGGAACGAUCGACGCUGAUAAGGCUAUCGGGGUCACCUUCUCCUACGAUGGCAAGCUCGACGCGAAGCUGGACGCUCAUUUCCAGGCGGCUCUUCUUUACACGUCUGCUACUGGCCAGCGAAGGGUGAGGUGUAUCAAUGUCGUUGCAGCUGUCAAUGACGGCGCUACGGACACGAUGCGCACGGUUGACCAAGACGCGGUGGUCAACAUCAUUGCGAAAGAAUCCUCGUCCAAGGUGUCGGAAAAGUCACUCAAGGAUAUCCGAGCGAGCAUCACUGAGAAGACCAUUGACAUCCUAGCCGGGUACCGCAAAAAUUUCUCUGGGUCACAUCCUCCUGGGCAGCUCGUGCUUCCAGAGCAUCUCAAGGAGUUCGCCAUGUACACGCUCGGUUUGAUCAAAAGCCGAGCAUUCAAAGGAGGUGUUGAACCCACUGAUCGCAGAGUGCACUCGGCCCGCUUCAUGCGGUCUUCCGGAGUGACAGAAACGUCGUUAUACUUGUACCCCCGAAUCUACUCACUUCAUAAUCUGAACCCGGAGGAUUGCUUUGCUGACGCUGAGACAAUGCAACUCGUCGUCCCACCCACGCUUCGAGCCUCCUUUGCUCGGGUGGAGGAAGGCGGCGUGUAUCUGGUCGAUAAUGGACAGGUCGUGCUUCUCUGGCUCCAUGCGCAGGUGUCCCCGAACCUGUUACAGGAUCUAUUUGGGGAGGGCACCAACAGCCUACACGACCUAGACCCCAUGAUGAAUGAGCUCCCUGUGCUGGAAACGCACCUGAACGCUCAGGUACGGAAUUUGUUGCAGUAUAUUUCUACCGUGCGCGGAAGCAAGGCGGCAAGCUUCACACUGGCCAGACAAGGGCUCGACGGAUCCGAGUUCGAGUAUGCUCGAAUGCUGGUGGAAGACCGGAACAACGAAGCUCAAAGCUAUGUAGACUGGCUUGUACAUGUCCACCGCGCGAUUCAAAUGGAAUUGAGUGGCCAGAGAAAGAAGGAGGAGACGGGGGAUCAUGAUGGUAUUCUGAGCAACCUGACGAGCCUGAAGGCGCCAUACUGGACAUGA